AUGUCUCAAAAGAUCCCCGAGAAGCAGUGGGCCCAGGUCAUUGAGAAGGUUGGCGGUCCUGUUGAGUACAAACAGAUUCCAGUAGCAAAGCCCGGCCCUGGAGAGGUUCUCGUCAACAUCAAGUACUCUGGUGUGUGCCAUACCGAUCUACACGCCGUCAACGGUGACUGGCCCAUUCCCACCAAACUACCUCUUGUCGGUGGCCACGAGGGUGCCGGUAUCGUCGUUGCCCGCGGUGAGGGCGUGACAGAUGAAGAUGCCAAGAUUGGCGAGGCUGUUGGUGUCAAGUGGCUCAACGACUCCUGCCUAAGUUGCACAUUCUGCAUGCAGGCCGAUGAGCCUCUUUGCUUGACUCCCAAGCUAUCUGGCUACACCGUGGAUGGCUCCUUCCAGCAAUACUGCAUUGCUUCUGCGAAGCAUGUCGCACACAUUCCGGAAGGAGUCCCUCUUGAUGAGGUCGCCCCCGUUCUUUGCGCCGGUAUCACCGUCUACAAGGGCCUGAAGGAAUCAGGUGCUCGCCCAGGACAGACUGUCGCCAUUGUUGGUGCGGGUGGUGGUCUGGGCUCUCUUGCCCAGCAAUACGCUCGGGCCAUGGGCCUCAACGUCAUUGCCAUCGACUCUGGUGAGGAGAAGGAGAAGAUGAGCAAGGAGAUGGGUGCCUCAGCCUUUGUUGAUUUCGCAAAGUCCAGCGACAUUACCAAGGAUGUCCGCGCCGCCACUGCUGACGGUCUCGGCCCGCACGCCGUCAUCCUCGUCGCUGUGAACGAGAAGCCCUUCCAACAGGCGGCUGAGUACGUCCGCCCCAGAGGCACCGUCAUCGUUAUCGGUCUACCCGCGGGUGCUCAUAUCCGCGCCCCUGUUUUCGAGUCCGUGCUCAAGAUGGUCCGCAUCCAGGCCUCGUACGUCGGUAACCGACAGGACUCUCAAGAAGCGCUCGAAUUUUUCCGCAAGGGUCUCAUCCACGCUCCAUUCAAGACUGUUGACCUCAAGGACUUGAACAAGGUGUACGAGCUGAUGCACGCUGGCAAGAUCACUGGUCGCUACGUGCUCAAGAUGCCAGACGCAGAAUGA
Molecule: messenger RNA, 1071 nt
Organism: Cyphellophora europaea CBS 101466
Lineage: Eukaryota; Fungi; Ascomycota; Eurotiomycetes; Chaetothyriales; Cyphellophoraceae
Exons: 3
Coding region: 1-1071 (356 amino acids)
Molecular function (GO): oxidoreductase activity; zinc ion binding
Source: RefSeq, a predicted model, not a curated record